This is a messenger RNA of Racocetra persica, 251 nucleotides long. Lineage: Eukaryota; Fungi; Glomeromycota; Glomeromycetes; Diversisporales; Gigasporaceae. The record is from the annotation of a GenBank genome assembly.
AUUCAAUAGAAGAAGAUAGUGAUUCAAGUUCUAUAAGUGAUGAUAAUAGUAUUUCAAUAUCUAGAAAUUUAAAGCAUUGGCAAUAUGCAUAUCAAUAUUUUAGACAACAAAUAAAACAUAAGCAAAAAUCUGGUCAUUGUCAUAGUGGUUACAAAAGAAGUCAUAUUACAAAAAAGAAAAAAAAUUAUAAAAUUGAAGAUACAAAUAAAGUUAAAUAUUUACCUCCAACAGAUACUACAAAUUUUAUUUAA